GCCGAACAUCAUCUACGCUUCUUUUCGUCAGAUUUGCCCUUACAAAAUCAUCGUAGCGAUUAACCUUAGUUGGUUCUUGCUUGUUCAACUUAUCCUCGUUAUGCACAUGCAUCAUAGAGCCGCCUAACAGUACAUCUCCACCAACCCCCGCUCCAAGAUGGCGUCUCAUUUCUACGAAUCAGACCCGAUAGUCGAGGCUCUGAAAGAGUACACCACAUGCGACGUAUCAGAUGCCUUGAUCAAACUCAGCUACCGCAAUGGCGGUUUCCUCUCCGGCCUGACUAUGUGGUCGCCGCAGCGGCAAGACACAGACACCAAGAUCGUCGGCCCGGCCUACACGGUCAAAUAUGAUCUGCUGUCCAGCUCCAUGGCCAAGAGGCCCGGCCAUUACAUCGACACCGUGCCCCCGAACUCCGUUCUCUUCAUCUCCACGCCACCGAUCCCAAACGCCGUCUACGGCGGCCUGAUGUCGACGCGCGCCUCCCAUCUCGGGGUGGCAGGGUCGAUCAUCGACGGGCGGUUCCGGGACGUCGCUGAGCACCGGGCUCUGAACUAUCCCGUCUUUGCGCGGGACACGGGGACCGCGCCGCCGGCGGAGCUGGUCAAGGUCGUUGCCGUGAACGACAACGUGGAGCUGCAGAGCGGGGAUGUGCAGGAGCGGAUGGAGGUGCGGCCGGGUGAUUACCUAAUGGGCGACGUGAAUGGGGUCGUCGUGCUGCCGAGGCAGCUGGCGGGGCAGGCUCUGGAGCUGAUGAGGAAAGGGGUAAAGGCGGAUGAAAAGAUGGCGGAGGAGAUCAAGAAGGGGAUGAGUUUUGUGGAGGCCAGCAAGAAAUAUAGGGGCUAGACAGGAUGAUGACUCUGAGUUCAUGGUGCAAGAGAGCAUGUGUUUAUCUAUUAGGAUGAAGUGACAUUCAUGUCUGAUUCACAGGGAUGGCAUAAUAUGCCGGCAAGUUUAUAAA
This is a messenger RNA of Truncatella angustata, 959 nucleotides long. Its product is annotated as RraA-like protein. Lineage: Eukaryota; Fungi; Ascomycota; Sordariomycetes; Amphisphaeriales; Sporocadaceae. The transcript is spliced from 3 exons. The record is from RefSeq and is a predicted model, not a curated record. Bases 158 to 844 code for a protein of 228 amino acids.